Molecule: messenger RNA, 1721 nt
Organism: Pleuronectes platessa (European plaice)
Lineage: Eukaryota; Metazoa; Chordata; Actinopteri; Pleuronectiformes; Pleuronectidae
Gene: coq6
Product: coenzyme Q6 monooxygenase
Exons: 12
Coding region: 176-1627 (483 amino acids)
Biological process (GO): ubiquinone biosynthetic process
Cellular component (GO): mitochondrion
Molecular function (GO): FAD binding; 2-octaprenyl-6-methoxyphenol hydroxylase activity; oxidoreductase activity, acting on paired donors, with incorporation or reduction of molecular oxygen, NAD(P)H as one donor, and incorporation of one atom of oxygen
Source: RefSeq, a predicted model, not a curated record
AGCGCUCUACCCCUCUGGAGCGAAUGUCAACACAACAUGGCUGGAGCUCACAGCUGCUGGUGUUAGGACACAUCCAAGGGGAAACGUCUGUGUGGCUCUCACGCUCUGCAGCUGGACUUUAUCCACAACUGUUUAUUACUCGGAUUGUCUCAUAUGAAGACAGCGUGAAGAUCGGAUGAUGCACAAGCUCACAAAGGCGGCGCUGGCCUUUCACGGACUCGGUCGGUGCUUUGUCGCCGAGAAACACGUAUCUGCUAUAAACAUCUGCAGAAGAGGAUUAGUGUGUGCACAACACGGGGACGAUCCUGGCGAGAAUGAGGUGUAUGAUGUUAUCAUAUCCGGGGGAGGGAUGGUUGGAUCUGCAAUGGCAUGUUCCCUGGGUAUGGAUCCCAACCUGGAGGGCAAGAAGAUUCUGCUGCUUGAAGCAGGCAACAAGAAAGUGAUGGACAAGGUCCCAGACAGCUAUAGUACCAGAGUCAGCUCCAUCAGUCCUGGUUCUACCGCCCUCCUCAGCGGUAUUGGAGCAUGGGAACACAUUUCACAGAUGAGAUGCAAGCCGUAUAAAAGAAUGCAGGUUUGGGAUGCCUGCUCGGAUGCCCUGAUCACGUUCGAUAAGGAGAACCUGCAGGACGAGAUGGCGUACAUCGUGGAGAACGACAUCGUUGUGGCCGCGCUCACGAAACAGCUGGACAGUCUGUCCGAUAAUGUGCAAGUGAAGUACAGGUCCAAGGUGGUGAAGUACAAGUGGCCCAUGCCACAGCAGGCGGCAGAGUCCAUCCCAUGGGUCCAGGUGAAGUUGGCCAAUGGAGAGACUCUUCAGGCCAAGCUGCUGAUCGGUGCCGAUGGGCCAAACUCAAUGGUGAGGAAGGAAUUAGGGAUUCCUACAGUCAAGUGGAACUAUGACCAGUCUGCUGUUGUUGCUGUGCUGCACCUAUCAGAACCUACAGAGAACAAUGUCGCCUGGCAGAGGUUCCUCCCGACAGGACCCAUUGCAAUGUUACCGCUGUCGGACACAGAGAGCUCCCUGGUGUGGUCGACCAGCCAUCGCCUCGCCGAGGAGCUGCUAGCGCUGGAUGAGGAGAGCUUCGUCGACGAAAUAAACUCGGCCUUUUGGAGUAAUGAGAACCAGUCGGAGCUGAUCGAGACAGCGGGCUCUCUGUUCCGAGGGGCCCUGUCCGCCAUCAUGCCGUCUGCAGGUUCACCUCGACAGCUCCCUCCGAGUGUGGCAGGGAUCGGCCCCAAGAGCCGUGUCAUGUUCCCCCUGGGCAUGGGCCACGCAUCAGAGUACAUAAGGCACCGAGUGGCUCUGAUUGGGGAUGCAGCCCAUCGUGUCCAUCCCCUGGCGGGUCAGGGAGCCAACCUGGGCUUUGGGGAUGUGGCUUGCCUCACGCGGCUCUUGAGCCAGGCGGCCUUUAACGGGAAGGACCUGGGAGCGAUCCAGCACUUGUUAGAGUAUGAAACCGAGCGGCAGCGACACAACCUGCCCAUGAUGGCCGCGAUCAACCUCAUGAAGCACCUCUACUCCACUAACUCUGCCCCUGCGGUCCUCCUACGCACCUUCGGUCUGCAGGCCACCAACAUGCUUCCAUCUCUAAAGGAGCAGAUCAUGGCCUUUGCAAGCAAGUGAUGCAUUCACUACACAGAGGACGUUCAUGGAUCCCUGAAGAGUGUGAGCUGUAAAAAUUGUGUUUGUAAAAUAAUAAAAGACAUAUUUCAUGAUA